Molecule: messenger RNA, 1029 nt
Organism: Coprinopsis cinerea okayama7#130
Lineage: Eukaryota; Fungi; Basidiomycota; Agaricomycetes; Agaricales; Psathyrellaceae
Exons: 1
Coding region: 1-1029 (342 amino acids)
Source: RefSeq, a predicted model, not a curated record
AUGAAGCUAUCCUCGAUUGCUCGAAUCCAUCCAGAACCACAGCCAUUUUUCAGCGCAAUUGAGGAGAUGAAGGAUCUUGAACACUUGGAUUUGGACGUUGGGCUUCCAACCAAACCUUUAUCCACCAAUCGCAUCACCCCCCUCAGCCACCUGAAAACACUGAAGUUAAAAGGCUCGCUGCCGGAGUGCAACAAUGUCAUGAAGCAUUUCGCCAUCCCCGUUUCAGCCACCUUGGACCUGACUUGCACCAUUAAAGCUGGCGACACACGGACAAUUGCCUCGACUUUUGGAUCGACCAUUACUUCCUCAUGGCUCGCAUCUCCCCUCUCAGACACAUCGCCCCCUCUCAAAUCCAUAGUGUUCGGAGGGUACCAUACCAUCCAAGGAUUUUUCAAGACUGUAGAUUUCGAUCAUAGCACCAAGACGGAGCCUCCCCUCAAGGUAUAUGUCAACGAAACCAUUUUGGAGUUGUCCUCAGACCUCCUUUCCGCACUGCCGUUGGACAAGGUUGAAACCCUCGGUCUAUUCCAUUGCACAGCAUGGUCACUCUUACCAGCAGUUUCCCUGCUACCUCACCUGCACACCAUCUGCAUCGAUCGACUUGGAGGUGAUGAUUUCUACCUGUACGUCGCAGCCGAUCCAGCCAUUCAACACCAAAAGCCCCGUAAACCGUUCACGAAGACCCCUAUCACCCUGGAUACAGUGACUGGAAGCCUACCGCCAACGACCUUAACGCGUUUUCCCUCCCUUACGACGCUCAUUUGCAGAAACGUCGAUUUCAUGAACGUCAUCCCCUUAUCUGACUUCAAAGAGUUGUUGAUGUUACGGGCGGAGAAGGGGAGGCCGCUUCGGUCGCUGCAUCUGGAGAAGUGCGUCCGACUGGAUCGUCAGGACGUUGAUGAGUUGGCGGACAUUGUGGACAACGUUGAGUGGGAUGGAGAAUUUAUCGAUACGUAUUCGGACGAGGAGUCUCAGGGGCCGGAAUGUGGGGAUUGCGGGACGUCGGGAUGUGAGCAUUGCGAUUUUUGA